Molecule: messenger RNA, 4924 nt
Organism: Diprion similis
Lineage: Eukaryota; Metazoa; Arthropoda; Insecta; Hymenoptera; Diprionidae
Exons: 11
Coding region: 869-4117 (1082 amino acids)
Biological process (GO): peptidyl-serine phosphorylation; peptidyl-threonine phosphorylation
Cellular component (GO): nucleus
Molecular function (GO): protein serine/threonine kinase activity; ATP binding; protein serine/threonine/tyrosine kinase activity
Source: RefSeq, a predicted model, not a curated record
CUAUUAAUAUUAUCAGUUUUGUCCAAUUAUCGUACACGGAUUACGAUAAGAUUUGCACGCCGCUGAUGAUUAUCCGAGUAAUAAUAUCACCGUAAUUAUUCAAACUCUCCAACGCGAGUGUAGUAAAAUUAUUGUGAUUCGUUCCGAGUUUUACACCGAUCUUAAGGACCUUUUUGGAUUUUUAUAAACCUGCACCCGUCUGCACACCAAGUCCACUUCUUCUUCGCCUCCGUUUCACAGGAAACAAGGAGGAAUCGGAGCGUCGUUAGCGAAUCCUUCGACUUCGUUAUCCUGCAUGAUUAGGAGCUACAUGGGUUCGACUGUUGUCUAAAAACAAUAUAUUUAUAUAUACACACAUAUAGAUAUAUACCUGAAAAUACAGGAAUUCGAAAGACAGAAAGAAAAAAGAUCCGUCCUCGAAGCACUGCCAAUGUAAGCGAAUCAACAAGGAUCGCAAUACGAGAAAAAAAAAAAAGAAAAAUAGAAACUAUACUAGAUAGAAGAAAUUAAGAAGAAAAAACAAAACCGUGUAAAAUGGAAUGAUCGUUAUCAUAAUCAUCAUCACGGUGGAAAAAUGCAUCGUCAAAUCGAGGGUGACGAAGUCGGUGUAACCAGAAAGUGUGAAUCGCCGAUUUAUAGGUGUCAAUGAUGAAAAGACGAACGUUGUUGGAUGAAAAUUGUUAGAUCAGCUGACCAAAGAGAUUAAAAAAAAAAAAAAAAACUAAAUAAAAAACAAAAAAUUUAAAGCCACCAACAACACAAAUAGCAAAAAUAUCUAAUGCGGGCAUAGAUGAUUACUGGUAACAAAAAACGCCGUCACCAUAGCCGUAAUUUUCACUCUGGUCAUCGACGCCGUUAGAAGAAGAUCAUGCUGGGAGUGAGCCAGCCGAGUAAUCCGCCCUCGAGCCUUAGGCACUCGGCGAGUUUCUCAUGCCUGCAGCGGGGGGGCGCCGGCGGAGAGGGUCACAGAGCGAGGACUUCGACGCUGCCGCAGCAGCCGAACCCCCAGCACAGUUUGGGGGUCUCAGUGGGGUCGCAGGGGUACGUGGUCAGCACGAAGGGGGACGUGGGCGAGGACCGAAUCCUGCAGGUGGAUUCAAACGACUAUGGUUUCGCGCGCACGCGUCCGCGGCUGCGCAGCACGACGGGAGUUCUUUACGAGGAGGAGGGGGGCGCUGGUAGUUUCAGAGAGACGCUGCAGAGGGCACGAGAGCGCGAGCUCGAGGCUACGCCGGCGAAGGGGCGGGACUAUGGGAAGAAUUUCGCUACCAACAACCCACUACGCGGUGCCCUGAAUCUCCUCACAACGUCGACCUCGUCCUGGUGGAAGUUCAGGCCCCGGGACGAGGCCCUGCCGACCCCGGAACGGAAGUGGUCCAGCUCAACGAGCUCCACCCCCAACGACAGAGGUGACCGGAAGUGGUCGGCGAGCUCAGCCGUGACCACUUCGUCCGUCGCUUCUCCUGGAAAUGAGCGGAAGUGGGCGGCAACAACCGGCGUCUCCGCCUCAUCGGGCUCCGCCAGUCAGGAUCGUCGCUGGCGCUCUCUUGGCGCGCUACUCCGGACCCCCGUCCAGGGCCCAGUUCACUCCGGAGUCGCACCUGAGGCCCCAAGCUCCGCCCCCCGCGCCAGGGCCGCCACACGCAACGUGCAGCCCCAGGGCUCUCACUCGGCUCGCACCUCGCGCACGGGCCGUGAGCUCUAUCGAGAGAGCUGUGAGCUCGUCGUGCCUUCCAACAACGAACGCUCGCGCGUCAGUCGGCGGUUGUAUCAGGAUCCUCCAGGGGCGGAGGACGAGUCUGGGGCCCGCGCUAAUCGUGCCCAGAGCUUUUACCUCCUCGACGAUUUCCUCAAGCCUCAGCCCGCUGGGCCCACCUCACUCUCGCAAUCUUUUACCUCGUCUUCGAGCUCCUUUGCACCCCAGAAUGGCACCCUGACACACAGAGCACCUGAGAUACCUAAAAAUGGAACACAGAUCUCCCUGGCCGCCAGUGUCGUGUCCAACGGCACACCACCCAGGAGACACAACUCGAGCUCCGACAGCCUCGAGGUUGCCACAAGUCCCCUGCCGCCCCCCGUACCACCGCCACCACCGCAGAUUCUCACUGCCAAGGAGUGGCGCGAUAGCAGGAGCGAUGGAGUCAACAGGGAAAAGGAACUAUGCCCUUGCAGGAUGUGCAGGAACGCCAGACACCAGAAGUCGGUUAACGAGGAGAGUCCGGGAGCCUUGCACAAGGAUGUUGGAGGCGGUGGGACGAAGGCAGGAAGCAAAACAAUCGUUGGAGUCGGGGGUGGAGGCGUUGGAUCCGCAACUCUGACCUCCUUGUCGUCGAUCAAGAACUCGACUAACCAAAGCCGAACCAAACACAACUCGGUGCCCCACGAGAAAUUGACGUCCCUUGGACUGGCAAAAGCAACGCGUCUCGACAGACAUGACAAUAACAACAGCAACGGCAAUGGCAACAAUGGGAACAAUUCAACGAUCAACAACAAUCACAACAUGUUUCACGAUCCACUUCAUGCUGGAACGCAUUUCGAUGCUUACGGAAGGAGACUACCCAUGACGCCACAGGAAGCCCUGAAGUAUUACGGAUCCAGGAUGACAGAGUUUGAACGAGCCGAAGUUGAGAAGUACUCAGAAAUCUGGUACUUGGGACUUGAGGCGUGCAAAAUACACGGUGAAGAGGGCGCUUCUCAGAACGGCGGAUACGACGACGAUAAUGGAAGCUACAACAAAGUUCUUCACGACCACAUCUCGUACAGGUACGAGAUUCUCGAAGUGAUUGGUAAAGGUAGCUUCGGCCAAGUUAUCAGAGCGCUGGAUCACAAGACGGGACAACAUAUUGCCAUUAAAAUCAUAAGAAACAAAAAGCGGUUCCAUCAUCAGGCGCUUAUAGAAGUGAGGAUCUUGGACCACCUUAGGAAGAAAGACCAAGAGGCUCACACGUCGCACAAUGUCAUUCACAUGCUGGAGUACUUCUACUUCAGGAAUCAUCUUUGCAUAAGUUUCGAGCUCAUGAGUUUGAACCUCUACGAGCUGAUAAAGAAAAACAACUAUCAGGGCUUCAGUCUGAGUCUCAUACGAAGAUUCGCAAACUCGCUUAUACAGUGCCUGAGACUGCUCCACAGGGAGAACAUAAUCCACUGUGAUUUGAAGCCGGAAAACGUGCUUCUCAAACAGCGCGGUAGUAGCUCGAUAAAGGUGAUCGACUUUGGAUCAUCAUGCUACAGUCAUCAGCGGGUAUAUACUUACAUACAAUCGAGGUUCUACCGAAGUCCCGAGGUGAUUCUAGGCCUGCCUUACGGUACUCCGAUCGACAUGUGGAGUCUCGGAUGCAUUCUGGCCGAACUCUACACGGGCUAUCCUCUGUUCCCUGGUGAAAACGAGGUCGAACAACUCGCCUGCGUUAUGGAGGUCCUCGAUCUGCCCCCAGAUCAAUUGAUCAGCCACGCUUCUCGAAGAAGACUUUUUUUCGACUCAAAGGGAAGCCCCAGAUGUUUGACGAAUAGUAAAGGAAAAAAGAGAUGGCCCGGUAGCAAGAACGUUGCGGUAGCUCUUGGAUGCAAGGAUAGACUUUUCGUUGACUUCGUCAGUAGAUGCCUGGAAUGGGACGCGAAGAAACGAAUGACGCCAGAAGAGGCGAUGCGUCACGAGUGGCUGAACAGUUCGUCGUCGUCAUCGUCGUCCUCCAACCUGAGCAACUCGAUGCAAGGGAUGACGGGAUCGUCGGUGGUGAGCUCGGUUGUGAGCACGGUUGUCGAGCCUGCGCAGCCCGCGCAUGCGCAGACGGUAACUGUAGGUGGUGGUGGGGGUCCGCGUCAGCGAGCAACGACUAUGGAGGAUCCCCAGCAGCAAUAUUCGCUGUACAGACUGUACCGGGGUAAGAAGUGCGUCUCGAAGAUAUCGGCCCCCAUAGACGGUAGUGCCGCGGAUGGAACAUGCGGCGGCAACUCGCUUGGCGUGAACAAGAGCAAGCUGAACGGAAGUGCUAGCAGCCAUGCGUUGGCCAGUGGCGUUCAGGCGCCGGCACCGCGACACGCAUCGACGGGAGACAUCGUGGCGAGUUUAGAUCCAAAUUUGGACGACUCUGGUACCUUCUUGCCACCGAUAUUGUGAAGCCAGGUAUGCGCUAGCCACUUUUAAUAGGUAUGGAAAAGAUCGAAGUAAAGAAGCUGCUGCUGAACCGAAGAGACGCGUUUGUCUUUGUGCGUUUUUCGCAGGCUUUGUUUCGUUUUUAAUCACCUCUCGGACGUUGGAAUUGAAUGUUAUCCAGAAUUAUUUAGUAGAGCAGAAACCGCGCUGAUUGGUGGUUUCUGGAAAUCGAAUUGUCAGCCUGAAAGCGGGCAACCCGUUUUUCACGGUUUUACUCCGCCGGUAUAAUGAUGGCGCGGGCGUAAGGCGGGUUGCCCGCAUCAAGGCUGUGGUUUAGUUUUCUAAGUAUAAAUUAAGCGGUAUGAAAAAUCGCCCGUUUCCGUUUACCUGUAACCGUGGCGGAAUCGAAGCGCCAGUAGCCAGAGUUGAUGAAAUCAUUAGCGAGCCCUGAGAGCUAAAGGGGCAAAUUUGUGCCGUUCUCGGCUGGUAUUUGAAAAAGGUAAAUAAAUAUAAAUGAAUAAAUAAACUGGCUUAAGUUGGCCUGAUUAGUACUAUUGUGAUAUUACACUACCACUGUCUUACUUAGAUCUCCAAUAUUAAAAAGUAACUGAUACUAAUUAUACGUUAUUAUCAUUAUUAUUAAUAAUAUUAUUACUAUUAUUAUUAUUGGUAUUAUUAUAAUCAUCGUCAUUAUAUGAUAAGAUAUAACGCUAUAUUGGAAUUAGAAAACGAAGCAGUGAAUGAUGCAAAAAAAAGUAGAUAGAAAAAGAAAAAUAUCGUUACAAACUAUACAUAUUAUAUAUUAUAUAUGCGUACAUUCGCACCUGAAUA